UCCAUUCCAAUGGUUUCUCCCCUAUUUUAUAUAUCCCCACCAUAACCUAACCAUUAACAAACUCCUUCUUCUCCUUCUCCUCCUCCUUCUUCUUCUUCUUCUUCUUCCUCAGCUCAAGGAAGAGAGAGAUGGGGAGAGCUCCAUGCUGUGACAAGGCGAUUGUGAAGAAAGGACCGUGGUCGCCCGAAGAAGACUCGAAGCUCAAAGAGUACAUAGAGAAGUAUGGAACCGGUGGUAAUUGGAUUGCGCUCCCUCAGAAAGCCGGUCUGAAGAGAUGUGGGAAGAGUUGCAGGCUCAGAUGGCUCAACUAUCUGAGGCCCAACCUCAAGCAUGGCGAAUUCUCCGAUGAGGAGGACAGAAUCAUCCUCGCCCUCUUCGCUAGCAUUGGUAGCAGGUGGUCUAUAAUCGCAGCCCAGCUCCCGGGCAGGACCGACAACGACAUCAAGAACUACUGGAACACGAAGCUGAAGAAGAAGCUGAUGGGCAUGAUGAUACCGAACCCUAAUCACAGGAUCAUCAAACCCUCGCCAUCAUCACAGACGUUCCCGGUCGCCGUGAAUCUUAACUAUCACCAGAACUCUCCGUUAUUUUUCCCGUCUCAACCGCUAUCAUCCUCGCUCCUGUACAGAGACAACAUAUACUACCCAUCAUCUAAUUACACUCCCAAUGUUGCCCCAAUCACAACAAAGUCUUCAUUAUUCACCAGCCUCGACUUCUCAUCCUCACCGGUUCCAACACCGACUUUAUUAACAGAUAAUAGUAGUUACCGGGCAGACCCUUCCUCGAUGUUCCAAACCCAUGAGGGCAAUGUGGCAAAUCCUUUACACAUGCAGCAGUAUGAUAAUGACUCCAGUCAAAUGAUAAUCAAGAAAGAAAGAACUGAUCAUCAGCUUCAGAGCUUUCUCUCGAGCGGAUCCGAAGAGAGUUAUCCUCAGAUUAAUCAGUGGGAAGACAAGAGGAAUGAUGGGUAUUAUGGGGAAAGCAACAAUGUUGGUUCUUCUGCCAUAGAUUAUGAUCUGGAGGAAGUGAAGAGGCUGAUUGGAAGCAGCAACAGUGGGUGUGGCAAUAGCAAUUUCCUGAGUUCCCUGUUCUGAUAAAAAAAAAAUGAUAUAUAUAAUGUGUUCCCUCUCUUACUUUUGUACUGAUUGCUUCUUCUGACUUGCUCUUAUCUGACUGAAGUGUUUGAAAAUCAGAAAGAUAGAUUUGAUGUGGUAAGGUGAAGGUGAUGAAUAUCAUGAGAUGGAGGGAGAAGACUACUAUCAGUUCAUGGGAAUUUGUGUAAUUUAAUAUUAUUUUUAUGAUUAAAAUGGGACAUUAAAUUGGUUUUGUGCCUAUCUUUUGACAUUACAUUGUAAAACAGA
Molecule: messenger RNA, 1361 nt
Organism: Punica granatum (pomegranate)
Lineage: Eukaryota; Viridiplantae; Streptophyta; Magnoliopsida; Myrtales; Lythraceae
Source: RefSeq, a predicted model, not a curated record